CUAACGUAGAAUUUUGAAAACCAGCAUGGCUUCCGAGUUCACGAUCAAUAAGGCAUACGCAGAAAAAUACAACACUUGGAGAGCAAAAGAGGAAUUACAAAGAUUGAAAGACAAAUAUGGUGACGUCGACAUCAAUAAUGCAACAGACUCUUCAAGUUCAUCAGAAUCAGAAGAUGAAAAUGCAGAGGCUUUAACUGCUCAAUUGGAAAAAGACUGGCUGAAAACAUUGUCUGCAUUGAAAAGUAAAGACCCCAAAAUCUACAAGGAAGAUGCUAAGUUCUUCCACAGUGAAGAUGACGACGAGGAAGGAGAUGAUGAGGAUUCAAAACCGAAGAAAAAGAAACAAAAACCAGUUUUCUUAAAAGAUUAUGAGAGAAAGCUGAUAACAGAAAAAGAUGGACAAGUGACCAGUGACAGUGAUGACAACUACCAGGAUGAUGAGCCUGAUAGUAAACCAGGUUAUUACAAAGAGCAGGAGGAAAUCAGAGAAAGUUUCAAAAGUGCUGGAUUUGAUUGUUCGGACGAGUCAAGUGACGAUGAAUUCCUCACUAAAAGAAAGAAGAGUAAACUACAGAAGGCUGAAGAGGAGGUGGACUAUUUGAACUGGCUGAAAGGACAAAAGUCAAAAUUAGCUGAAGACAAAGUUGGAGUAGAACUGGAGUCAUUGAAGGAUUAUUGGUCUAACCCAAAUCUUGACUCUGGCGAGAAGUUUUUAAGGGACUACAUUUUAAACAAGGGACAUAUUGACAAGGAGUCUGGAAGAAUCCCGACAUACAGUGAGGUUGUUGAUGAUGAGGAUGAAGACUUUUCUGAGGAGGAGGGAUUACUUGAUCAGCAGGAAGAGUUUGAAAGGAAAUACAACUUCAGAUUCGAGGAGCCUGAUCAGGAAUUUAUAAAAAGUUACCCCAGGACUAUCAAAGACACAGUCAGGCGGAAAGAUAGUACCCGAGCGGAGAAACGGCAGGAGAUUAAGGAGCGUAAGAAAACGGAAAAAGAUACAAGAAAGGAAGAAAUAAAACAGCUAAAGAAUUUGAAGAAGAAAGAAAUCCAAGACAAGAUUGAGAAGUUGAAGAUGAUCACAGGCAAUCCUUCUUUAGGCUUCAAUGACGAUGAUCUCAAUGACGACUUUGAUCCCAAAAAACACGACGAAAUGAUGAAGAAAUACUUUGAUGAUGACUACUAUGAUGAGGAGGGAGCAGAGGACACCAAACCCGAUGUUGGAUUUGUUGACGAGGAUUUAGAAACGGAGACAUGGGACACUUGGGAGGGAGGAACGGAGAAUGACAAUGGAGAGGGCGAGGAGGAGAAUGAUGGAGGCCCACAUGUUGAUGAUGAGGACUUUAAUAUGGAUGCUGAUUAUGAUCCCACCCAAGCAAUCAGUAAGAAACAGAAAAAGAAGUCCAAGUUAACACAAGCUCUGAACAAGAGCAAACCUACGUUUGAUCCAGAGGAGAAGACGUUUGAGCAGUAUCUAGACGAUUACUACCAGUUGGACUGUGAGGACGUCAUCGGAGACAUGCCCUGUCGCUUUAAGUACAGACAGGUCACACCUAACGACUACGGGCUUGGUGUUGAUGAGAUUCUAAAAUGCAAGGACAAGGAGUUGAACAGUUGGGUUUCACUGAAGAAGAUCAGUCAGUACACGACUGCAGAAGAGGAGGAAGAAGAAGUGAGGGUCUAUCGUAAUAAAGGAAAAAAUCAGAAGAAAAAGUGUAACCUAUUGACAUCCCUACAGGAGUAUAACAGGGAAGAGGAAGAGAAAACCUCAAAAGACAUCAGUGAAGAAAAGAAAAAGAAGAAAAGACAGAAGAAAAAGAACAAGAAAGCAAAAGAUUCUGCAUCAAAAGUGUCAGUCAUAGGAAACGCAAAUUCUUUUGACGGGAAAAGAAAAGCUGAGGUAGACCAAACUCAGCCAAAAAAGAAGAUAAAGCUGGAAACCAGCCCAGUUAAGCAAGAUAAAAGCCAAGUAAAGCUGGAAAACAGCCCAGUGAAACUAGGUAAAAGCCAAGUAAAGCUGGAAAACAGCCCAGUGAAACUAGGUAAAAGCCAAGUAAAGCUGGAAAACAGCCCAGUGAAACUGAAUAAAAGCCGAGUAAAGCUGGAAAACAGCCCAGUGAAGCGGGAUAAAAGCCAGGUAAGGCUGGACAAUAGCCCAGAGAAACUGGAUAAAAGUCCACUGAAGCUUGAUAGAGGCCUGAUAGUUGACAAUUCUGUAAAACAGAAAAAAGAAAAGACAAAAGUAAAAUCAGGUGAAAAAUUGAGUGAUUCUGCAUCUUUUAAAACUGAAAAUGAUUUAAAAGUCAACAAUGUUUCAUCAACGAAAAAUGUAAGUUUUGAUACUGAGUUGGUAAGGGUAACAGUUUGUGAUAACUCAGAGGACAAGGAAAGUCCUGUGACCUCUGUCCAGACAAAGGAGACCUCUAGCAGUGCUCCAGCGACCAAAGCUGGUGACAGUGAGGCAGCUAGUGGUACAGGAGAGCAACAGAAAAUGUCAAAAAGGAAGAGGAAAAACAGGAAGAAGAAACUGCAGAAAGGUGUGGGAAAUGACACUGGUGACAAGCCUCCCGCUGAAAAACAGAAGACGAAAAAAAUAAAAAAUAAACUGAAUAUCAAGAAGCCAACAAUGACUGAUGAAAGACUACUGGCCUACGGUAUUGACCCAAAAAAGUAUAAAUAUAUGCAACUCAAAAAAUAUGCUUACGAGGAAUCCUAAGAUAGAAUCUAUUACGUGUGAGUGUAUGAGUGCACAUGUGUGUGGGUGUGACCUUCAAUAAUUCUACAGAGGCUUUGUAUGAUGGGUGUGUGAGUGUGAAUGUGAAUUGAAUUUUGAUCCAGUUCCAUUAGGUACAUACAGAAGUGAAAUGCACACAUUUAUUUGAAAGUUUUGUUUUAUCAUUGUUGUAUAUCGGGAAAUGUUCUCUGCAGUUUAACUUUCACCUUGUUCGCCCUCCACCAAUAAGGACAAAUUCAUCAUGACAGCGACAUAUUAGUACCCAACAUACACUUUAUAGUAGUUUUCAUUGGGUGAACAUGGAGUUUACCAGUAAAGGGCAAAUAUACAGUGUUUCCAUUCAAAUUUUUGUUAAUGUUUCUUGAAGGCAAUGUUUUUACUUGGAUAAUUAUUUGUACAUGUGGUGAUCUUCAGUAAGUAAGACCAGAGUCAGAGUUGGUAUGUGCUAUUGUUGAGUGGUCGGAUGGAGUGUAGUGGAUAGCACACUCCUUAAGACAGCCAGGGUUCAAUUCACAGAUCAUACUUCAAAAAGUAUUGGGUCACCUGACCUACGUAACCUUGUGAGUUUUUCAUUUGGUCCUCUAUGUUCCUCCCACAUAUGUAAAUACCCUCUAGAUCUGUGCAUUUACAUUUUUUCAAACAAGACUGAUUAAUAUAAGUUGUAAAAACUUCUUUUCAUUAUUGUUAUAAGAUCAAUUUAAUAAAUUUUUGAUCGCAAUUAAAAUAUGCUGUGUAUAUUUUUGUAUAUUUUUGUUACUUGUAUUAAUACCUAAAAGUAUUAUAGGAUCAUACCUUGCCCUUACAUCAGGUAUGCCAUCACAGAUUGUCUGAAGCCUCGCUAUUUCACCUACGACCACCAAAUUCCGUAUUUGAAUGUUGGAAUGGCCAACCUUUGACUGUAAUGAUUGAAAGCAAUUGUCCACAGCAUUACUUCAUAAUAUAGCUUUUUGGAGCGCUACACCUGGUAAAGGGGCACAUCUAGAUGGUGAAUUGCCACUUUACUGAAAGUAGGUAACUGACCUUUAUUUUACCCUUGACUGGUCAAGACUUAUUUUGAACACAAAUUUAAUACUGUAACACCUUAUAAUUAACAUCAAGCAUUGUCUACAGGUACAAUUUUGACAUAGAGUGUUGCAUAGUAAAAGUAGGUCACAACCUUUAUUUGACAUUUGAGCCCUGUUAUGGAAAAUAUAUAUGACUUUCAUGUUUACUAGUUAUUACCAUAUCCCACGUUUUGGGAAACGUUUUCAGCAAUGUUUAUAGAUAAAAGUUUCAUUAGAAAUACUGAAAACAAUAUAAAUAUGUAUUGGUACACCAGUGAUAAUUCCCUAACAAUUUAUGUAAAAGAAUAAUGGUUGUUUAUUGAACUUACCAUAUGACCAGUAACUGAAAUAUAUAGUAGAGAAUGAUUUCAAACUUGAUAUAUUAAACUUGUUAUACUCAAGUUCCUUGUUUGUUCUUUUGGUGUUAGUUCGUUCAUCAUGUUUGUGGUAACAGGUAACACCAUUUUGUUUCUCCAACGACUGCAGGACAAAAUUUCUACCUUUGAAAUAUUCGGCAAUGACCAAAACAGCUGUUGUAGAUGGCUAGUGUUAUAGUGGUCAAUGUUUUGUUUACCGUUUUUGCAACAUUAUCAAAAGAUGGGGCUCUGUGUUGUGUUGACUUCUGUCAUUCAUUUAGCAUGUGCUGGAGGGACAGUAAAAAAAAUAUUUUUCUGCAUGCUUUAAACACUUGUCUCCAUAAAAUUAUAAAUCCCAAGAAUAGAUUGAGUAAAACUAUUUUAAAUGGAAAAAAGAUUCCAACGGUGUCCACGACUGAGAGCAGGUUUAUGGAUAUUUUUUUUUUAAAUUGCAUGAAAUCCUAAGAUUUGUACGUCAGAUGAAUGGCAGAGAGAGUGUAUGUUUUAAAGAAUAAAAUCAUUGAACUUGUAAUAAAGGCAUUUCUUGUUGUU
Mizuhopecten yessoensis (Yesso scallop) is the source of this 4682-nucleotide messenger RNA. Its product is annotated as protein KRI1 homolog. The transcript has 18 exons. Bases 26 to 2713 code for a protein of 895 amino acids. The record is from RefSeq and is a predicted model, not a curated record. Gene Ontology annotation, cellular component: nucleolus; 90S preribosome. Gene Ontology annotation, biological process: endonucleolytic cleavage in ITS1 to separate SSU-rRNA from 5.8S rRNA and LSU-rRNA from tricistronic rRNA transcript (SSU-rRNA, 5.8S rRNA, LSU-rRNA). NCBI's taxonomy places the organism in Eukaryota, Metazoa, Mollusca, Bivalvia, Pectinida, Pectinidae.